Messenger RNA from Acanthosepion pharaonis, 2100 nucleotides. The record is from the annotation of a GenBank genome assembly. NCBI's taxonomy places the organism in Eukaryota, Metazoa, Mollusca, Cephalopoda, Sepiida, Sepiidae.
AUGAUGUAUUUUGAUAUUCUCUCUCUCUCUCUCUCUCUCACACUCAUUCUUUAUUUCUCUCUCUCGCUUUCUGUCUCUCUCUUCUGUUUUCUUUCUCUUUGCUUGUAUUUUAUUUAUUUAUUUUUCUUUUUAUCUCUCUCUUUUUGUUUCUUUCUCCAUUUUUUCUUUCUCUAUCCUCAUAUUUUCUGUCUGUUUUCUUGCAUCUCCUUUCUCUCCUUCUCUUUUUCUCUAUCUCUUUUUGUUUCUUUCUUGCUCUCCCUUUUUCUUUCUCUCUCCUUUUAUUUUCUUUCUCUCUUUCUCUUCUUCACUAUCUUUUUUUUCUUUCUAUCUCCCUCUCUCUCUCUUCUAUUUUCUUUCCCUCUUUCUCUUUUUCUCUAUCUCUUUUUGUUUCUUUCUAUCUCUCUCUUCUAUUUUCUUUAUCUCUCCUUAUAUUUUCUUUCACUCUUUCUCUUUUUCUCUAUCUCUUUUUGUUUCUUUCUCUCUCUACCUUUUUCUUUCUCUCUCCUUGUAUUUUUCUUUUCUCUUUCCUUCUAUUUUCUUUCUCUCUUUCUCUCUUUUUUCUCUAUCUCUUUUUGUUUCUUUCUCUCUCCUUUGUUUUCUUUCUCUUUCCUUGUAUUUUCUUUCUCUCUUUCUCUCUUUCUCUUUUUCUAUCUCUUUUGUUUCUUUUUGUCUCUACCUUUUUCUUUCUCUCUCACUUUGUAUUUUCUUUUCUCUUUCCUUAUAUUUUCUUUCACUCUUUCUCUUUUCUCUAUCUCUUUUUGUUUCUUUUAUCUCUCUACCCUUUCUUUCUCUCUCUCUCCUUGUAUUUUCUUUCUCUUUCAUUCUAUUUUCUUUCUCUUUUCUCUUUUCUCUAUCUCUCUUUUUGUUUCUUUCUCUCUUUUGUAUUUUCUUCUCUUUCCUUGUAUUUUCUUUCUCUCUUUCUCUUUUUCUCUAUCUCUUUUUGUUUCUUUCUCUCUCUAUCUUUUUCUUUCUCUCUCCUUGUAUUUUCUUUCUCUUUCCUUCUAUUUUCUUUCUCUCUUUCUCUUUUUCUCUAUCUCUUUUUGUUUCUUUCUCUCUCCUUGUGUUUUCUUUCUCUUUCCUUGUAUUUUCUUUCUCUCUUUCUCUCUUUCUCUUUUUCUCUAUCUCUUUUUGUUUCUUUGUCUCUCUACCUUUUUCUUUCUCUCGCCUUGUAUUUUCUUUCUCUUUCCUUAUAUUUUCUUUCACUCUUUCUCUUUUUCUCUAUCUCUUUUUGUUUCUUUAUCUCUCUACCUUUUCUUUCUCUCUCCUUUUUGUUUAUUUCUCUGUCUCUUUCUCUCUCACUUUUUCUUUCUCUCUCCUUACAUUUUUCUUUCUUUUUCAUUAUUUCUCUCUGUCUUUCUCUCUCUUUCUUGUUUCUUUUCCCCCUCUCUUUGUAUUACUUUGCUUCCCUCUCUUUUUUUUCCUCAAUCCUCUUUCCUCUAUCUCUUUCUCUUUUUGUUAUUUUCUCUCCUUAUAUUUUCUUUCUCUGUCUAUUUCUCUAUUUUUCUUUCUCUCUUUCUCCUCUUUCUCUCUCUUUCUUGUAUUUUAUUUCUUUCUUUCUUUCAUUAUAUCCCGUUUUUCUUUGUCUAUUGUUGUUUUUCCCCCCUCCUUUUCUUCUCUCUUUUUGUUUGUCUCCCUCUCAUAUUUUCUUUCUCUAUUUCUCUAUUUUUAUUUCUCUAUCUCUCUUUUUCUUUCUCUCUCCUUAUAUUUUCUUUCUCUCUUUUUUUUUGUUUCUCUCUCUCUCUCUCUCACACACUCUUUUUUCAUUCUCUCUUCCUCUUUUUUCUUGUUCUCUCUAAUUCUUUCUCUGUAUUUGUCUUUUCUUUCACUCUCUUUUUCUAUCUCUCUAUAUCUUUAAAAAGUAAAGAGGAAAAGAAGCAAAAAGAGAGAGAGGAAAGAAGGAGCAGAAAAGUAAAUACAAGGAGAGACAAAGAAAUAUAUAAAGAAAGUACAAAGAAAGAAGGUAGAGAAAAGAUACUUUGUAUCUCUUUUCUCUCUCCCUCCUCUCUCUCUCUCUCUCUCUCUCUCUCUCUCUCACUUUUCUUCCUCUUUUUUAUCACCUUUUCAGACAGAAUGAUAAUCGCUGGUAACUAUAAACACUAA